Molecule: messenger RNA, 1299 nt
Organism: Exophiala oligosperma
Lineage: Eukaryota; Fungi; Ascomycota; Eurotiomycetes; Chaetothyriales; Herpotrichiellaceae
Exons: 2
Coding region: 235-1299 (354 amino acids)
Source: RefSeq, a predicted model, not a curated record
CCCCACCUCACGAGUCUGGCUUUCACUCUGAUCAGAUCGAUACAACCGCCAACGAUACCCAUAAUCGCACUGCAAUUCACACAAUUACCAAGUCACAAAUACCUCCCUGUUCACCUCUUCUACAGCUCAAUCUACGAUAUUGAGCUGCCCUAUACAAAUUACCGUCUUUCCCCCCCUUUGGCAAGUUAUUGCUUCGUGUACAUUUCCUCUCCUGCGAAAAAAAUCAACAAAACCAUGCUCCACACCCUAGCUCUACCUUUCCACAAGCUCAAAAUCCCGCCCGGGGCCUCCUUCGCAGGGCAGACCGUCCUCUGCACCGGAUCCAACACCGGUGUGGGUCGCGAAGCGUGCCGCCAUGCACUCCAACUCGGGGCGUCCAAAGUGAUCAUGGGGGUGAGGACGGUGUCCAAGGGUGAAGAAGCCAAACGAGACAUCUUGGCGAGCACCACAAGGACAACAGCCGGCAAAGAAGACGACGCCACCGUCGAGGUUUGGCCGCUCGACAUGGAAUCGUUCGAGAGCGUCAAGUCCUUUGCACGUCGGUUAGAGCAGCACGUCGGCGCAGGUGGCCGUCUGGACGUGGCCAUCCUCAACGCCGGCAUGGCCACGGGGAAAUGGGCGACGACACCCGACGGUUGGGAGAAGACAUUACAAGUCAAUAAUCUGUCGACGGCGUUGUUGAGUCUCAAACUUGUCCCGCUGCUCGAGCGGGCCAGUGCCAAUGCCCAAAACCGGGACUGCAAUCCUCACUUGGUCAUCGUGGCCAGCGACAUCCACCUCAUGCUCAACUACAAAACCAGUUUCCAGGAACGCCUCGCGGAAAACGUUUUACAGGCUCUCAACGACAAACGAGGCUUCGAAAAGGGCCAGGCCGCAAACCCGGCGGAGCGGUACGCCGUGAGCAAGUUGUUGGACAUAUACAUUGCCAUCGAAGUCGCUCGUGUGGCGGAGGCAGCGUCGCCUUCGACAAACACCUCACAAACCAAGCAGGUGGUGGUCAACUAUGUCACGCCCGGGUUCUGCAAGUCUGAUCUCGUCUCGCCCGCGAGAGGUGAAAAGGCGCCCCUGAUGUUGCGGAUCAUGCAGUGGCUGUUGGCUCGGAACGUCGUCGAAGGGUCCGUCGCGUACAUCGACGCCGCGCUCAAGGGUCCAGAGUCUCACGGGAAGUUUCUUGAGAACCAAGUGAUUGCCGAUCCCGGACCCAUGGUGACUGGUGACGAAGGCAUCAGAACAAGACAAAAGUUAUGGGGAGAGAUUGUAGAGGUUCUCAAGAAGGUCGACCCAGAGCUUGUGGUAUAG